Molecule: messenger RNA, 660 nt
Organism: Cladophialophora carrionii CBS 160.54
Lineage: Eukaryota; Fungi; Ascomycota; Eurotiomycetes; Chaetothyriales; Herpotrichiellaceae
Exons: 1
Coding region: 1-660 (219 amino acids)
Biological process (GO): glutathione metabolic process
Molecular function (GO): glutathione transferase activity
Source: RefSeq, a predicted model, not a curated record
AUGGCACCCCGGCUGUACUGCUGUCUGGCAUCCGGCAACUGCUACAAAAUCCGGCUACUGGGCUCACUCCUCGACAUUCAGAUGGAAGAGGUGGAAGUCAACCUCUUCGCCAACGCACAGAAAUCGCCCGACUUCCUGGCGAUCAACCCCAAAGGAGAACUCCCCACGCUCGUGGACGGCGACAAGGUCUUCACGGACUCGAGCGCCAUCAUGGUCUACCUGGCCGGCACGCGGGCCGACCGAGGCUCACAGACGAUGGCCCCCUCCAGCUACUGGUCGUCCGACGUGGUGGAGCAAGCGCAGAUUGUGGACUGGUUGGCCUUUGCCGCCUGUGACAUACACGUCGGCCUGGCCAAGGCGCGCGCCAUCGUGGCGUUCGACUGGCCUGCGGGGACCAGCGAGGAGACUCUCGACGAGGCGAGACGCAAAGGCGUUGCGUCACUGCAGGUUCUGGAACAGAGGCUGCGCAGAGAAACCUGGUUGGCCGUGGGGAGACCGACGAUUGCCGAAAUCGCCGUCUACGUCUAUGUCGCCCUGGCGCCCAUGGGUGGCGUGUCGCUGGAGCCGUUUCCCGCGGUGAAGGCAUGGCUGGCACGGGUGGCACAGCUGCCUGGUUACAUUGGGCCUGAUGGGUUGGACCAGCCGCUGCAAAAGCGGUAA